Messenger RNA from Loa loa (African eye worm), 563 nucleotides. RefSeq lists its product as hypothetical. Lineage: Eukaryota; Metazoa; Nematoda; Chromadorea; Rhabditida; Onchocercidae. The record is from RefSeq and is a predicted model, not a curated record. The transcript is spliced from 5 exons. The coding region runs from base 57 to 563 and encodes 168 amino acids.
CAAUCCAUCAUUUGACGUUUGUCUGACCCUCAUCAUGUGACCAUUACAACACGCUGAUGACGCUUAGUCGUUCACUGGUUCAAUUUAACAAUUCUACUCCCGUAUGUACUGUAAAACAAACAUCUGUUCGAUUGAGACCUAUCGAUUACAAGACGUGGAUUGUACUAGCAGUAAUGGCAUUAAUUGGAACGAUAGCCAUAUUAGCAACUGCAUGGGAUUUGUUUAUGAUCUAUUUUAAUCCCGAUUAUCACGAAGUGGCUUCAUUAGUAACUGGUAAUGAAACAGCAUGUUGGUUCUCCUGCUUAAUGGCAUUUUCUGUGAUCCAGAAUACCAAAGAUAUAUUCAAUAUCGAGUCUACUAAUAAACAAGGCCAAAUAGGAUCAAUUCAUUUUAUACGUUUCAUUAGCAUGAUGUGGGUGAUUUUUGGACAUGCAACAGCCGGUUAUAUGAUGUUCAGUUCAAACUUCUUGGAUUGUAAGGAUACAUUUAAAAAUUUGUGGACACAAUUCAUGACUAACGCAUUCUUUCCGUUGAUACAUUCUUCUUCAUGUCCGGCUUAUUAG